Messenger RNA from Etheostoma spectabile (orangethroat darter), 4634 nucleotides. RefSeq names its product protein phosphatase 1, regulatory subunit 16A (gene ppp1r16a). Gene Ontology annotation, molecular function: enzyme inhibitor activity; protein binding; myosin phosphatase regulator activity. The transcript is spliced from 11 exons. The coding region runs from base 1087 to 2802 and encodes 571 amino acids. Lineage: Eukaryota; Metazoa; Chordata; Actinopteri; Perciformes; Percidae. The record is from RefSeq and is a predicted model, not a curated record. Gene Ontology annotation, cellular component: cytoplasm.
GAGUGUGUCCUGCGGGAGGAGAGGGCGCAGCUCCGGUUGUUAUGGUGAAGCAUUUCCCCAGAGGUCUGGCAGGAGCAGGAGCAGGAGCUGGGGACAGCAGCUGAUUCAGUUUCACAACCGCAGACUUGCACAGGAGCUACAACUGACAGUCAAUUCAACAGCUUACAGUUGAAGACAGAAGACAAUGUUGUUGAGAGACGGAUCAUUAAAACCUUCGUUCACAGAUACCUUCUUCUGAAGACCUGCCAAAAAGUACAACAACAACAACAACAACAACAACAAGUUGACUUUGGAAUAGUCUCAACUCACCACCAUGGGAUACAUGCAUCCUGUCCCUUAAAGUAGGCCUUGUGUAAAUCCCACGGAUGCCCCUUUUUAUUGGUGUUGCUUAAACUCGCCAGUUCUUCCUACCCUGUGGAUUUCUUGUCCACCAGCACUACAUUCUCACUAUCGAUUCUCAAGGACUUGCCCCUCUGUUGGAUCUAAUCUUGGACACAGUCACCACCACUUUGGAUUAUAAACUCAGAUGGAGCAUCCAACCUGGAGAAUAGUUUGACUCUGCCUUUCUAGCACUAUCUUUUCUCUCUCUGUCUCUCUUUUCCCUCAGUGGAUCAUUGGCCACGGCCCAGCAGUUGAUAUGGAUGGGAGAACUGACAGUUGGUUACAAUCCACAGCUUGGAUGAUAAUGUUUUGGACAUCUUUCUCUCUCCUUCUCCCCAUUGCACCAUAAGAGUUGUUAUCAUGAAAGAUGGGAAAGAGACAUUGCAAAAAUUCUACAUGUUGCUUACUUCUGAAAUCAUGGUGAUAUCUGUCACCUGAUUGCACAACAUAAGUUGUUUUGGUUCGUCAUACUGUAGAUUUUUUGCUGCUUCGUCUAUAAAUUUACAGAUAAUCUGCAUUAUCUGUUUGCACUCUUCCACAGGCCCUAACGUAGGCCUGUUGGGCCUUACAGAAGGGCCUCUUUGGUAGGCAUAAAGGAAGUAUAUGAUACAGUCAGAAGCCUGAAACAUUUUAUAUUUAAUAUCCAUUUGGACUAAGAGAAACUAAUAGAGAAGCCACUGUGACAGUUCAUUGUGUUGUGGUGGCAUGGCAGCAGAGCACAGCGAGCUCCUGGCUGAAAUGGCCACCAUCGGGCGUCUUAGUGCCACCGAACGCCUAAAGCACGCCCAGAAGCGGCGCACUCAACAGCUGAAAGGAUGGGCACAGAUGGAGAAGGAUGCAACACGAGGGUCGAGGGCCAAAGCAGAUAAGAAGAAGCCUCGCACCACCAAAGUUAGAUUCCCAACGGCAAUCACCCUUCUAGAUGCAGCUGCACGCAAUGACCUGGACGAGGUGAGGGAGCUACUUAACAGUGGUGUCAGCCCAGAUCUGGUCAACGAGGAUGGACUGACCGCCCUACAUCAGUGCUGCAUUGAUGACUUUGUGGAGAUAGUGCAGUGCCUGCUGGAUGCUGGUGCCUGUGUGAAUGCCUGUGACAGUGAGCUGUGGACACCGUUGCAUGCUGCUGCCACCUGUGGACACACUGGAUUGGUGCAGCUCCUGAUUCAGGCUGGGGCUGACCUGCUGGCUGUCAAUGCAGAUGGCAACAUGCCGUAUGACCUCUGUGAGGAUGAGGCCACCCUCGAGCUGCUGGAGAUGGUUAUGGCUGAACAAGGAAUAACUCAGGUCCACAUAGAUGAAUGUCGAGGGGCUAAAGAGGCGGCCAUGCUGGCUGACGUUCAGGCUCUGGUUAACAGCGACGCAGACUUGAAUGCACAGGACGCUAAUGGAACAACACUGCUCCAUAUAGCGUCUGCUAAUGGCUACAUGUCUGUGGCGGAACUAUUGCUAGAGCACAGAGCUCUCGUGGAGGUGAAGGACUCUGAUGGCUGGACGCCACUACAUGCUGCCUCCUGCUGGGGACAAAUCCAAAUGGUGGAACUGUUGGUGGCCCAUGAAGCCAGUUUAAACUCCAAGUCUGUCCUGGAGGAGACACCUCUGGACGUGUGUAUGGAUGAAGAGGUCAGAGCCAAACUGAUGGACCUGAAGAACAAACAUGAUGCCAUCAUGAAGAGCCAGGACCGGCAGAAGGGCACACUGCAAAGACGAGCCUCUAGUACUGGCAGCAGAGGUAAGGUGGUACGUCGUGUCAGUGUGAACGAGCGCUCCAGUCUGUACCGGCGGGAGCACCAUAAAGAGGCCAUGGUGUGGCAGGAGCGCGGCCGACAGCCAGAGCCACAUGACGACGACGAAGACAGACAAACAGACAAUGAGCUGAACCAGCAUGCCACCAUGGUUGCUGGUGGUGGAGCCGCAUCACGUUUAGAGGAACUGGAGGCUGCAGACAGGAAAAUCAUGUCCAGCCUAGGUAAUGGAGGCACCUCUGUUUCUCUGUCCUCCUCUGUCCCUGGAGAGCUGUGGACUGGUGGAGGUCUCAUGGAUCGCAGCGCCUCGUACCAGCUCAGCCCUGCAUCUGGGUCAGGGUCCACAGAGGGUGAGGGGGCAGACAGUAUGACUAGAGAGAAAUCGCACCAUACACUGGCUGAUCUGAAACGCCAGCGAGCCGCUGCCAAGCUCAAUAAGUACCCAGCGCCUCCCCCGCCGCUGCCCCCUUCUUUGGAGGAGGAGCCUUCUGUUGCAAUGGCCGAUGUGACAAACACUCAGGCCCAGCCAGAGCUCCAAAUGACCCCCAAUGCAGAGGAGGUAGCCUCACCGAGCCAGGUGUACUUCACCCCAGCCAGCGGAGACCCUCCGCUGCUGAAACUCAGAGCCCCUGAGGAGGACCAGUCUAACAAUAAGGAGCCUUGCUGUGGGCUCAUGUAGACAGCCUGGCACACACAAAGACACACAAUUUAUUUAUUAUUUUUGUUCUAGAAGGCGCAACACACUCCAGAUGCCUCUCCGUCAGCUCCGCAAAAUGUAUGCUGAAUUGUCUGUUUUACAAAUAUUAGUUGUGCUUUACGUGGUUGCCGUUAAACGGUGAUGGCAUGUGGCUAUAAGUCCCUCAUCAAAAUCGGGAAAUCAACUUUCCAGUCUCCUGUGCUAGCCUGGGCUAGCUAGCUUGCUGGCCCAUGAAGUUUUCAACUUUAAAACAUCAGCGUAAACACAGAGGAAAAAGGAGGAUGGCUAUCAGCUACGACCUAUGGCUACGAUCCGAAGACCAUCUCUGUGGUGCUGUGGUGUCCUUUUGCCGAAACUUUGGCUGGAUCCAGGAGUGCCGGUGCCAUUUAACUGGGGGGACUAUUUUUGUGUGUGCCGAUCUGACGGCCACAUUCUGCUUAAUGUUGAAUCAUGCACAAGUUUAAGGAGCUGAUUGGAUACCAUUUCAUUGGAAUUGUAUCUCAUACAAUUUCAUACGACAAAUAGUUGAUUGAUUGACACAUAUAGUGCCUUUAGAGUAUAGAAGCUGGGCAUUUUACACUCCAAAAGUGGCAAAAACCUUUCAAAACAGUCAUGCUUGAAUUGAAUCAUUGAGAUAACUGUGAGUUAAGGCCACAUGCCAAUGAGGUGUUGAUCUGCACUGCAUUUCAAUAAACUGAAGUGCAAUCUUUGUGCUUAUUUCCUAUUUUGCUUACCUUUUUUUCAACAUGAUACACACUUUACACUUAAGGUCCUACCGUUUGCUGUUGCUCCCUCUUAUUUAUCAACUGCACCAUCUGUUGGACGGCAGGUGUCCAUCUGGUGACUCAGUGCACUACAGAUUCCAGUUUUGCUAUCACAAGAAAAUAUUUACUUUCCUCAGCCUUUGUUCAAUACUUUAUCUAUAUUAUGCUAACUAAAUUGACAUUUCAUUAAAAAGCCUUAGAAUUGUGUAAAAGUUGAUUUUAGCCAUGUAAACGUGAAUGAAAUUGAAUUGCAGUUCAAUAUGAUCUGUUUUAAAUUAAGAAUGAGGUUAAAGUUAGUUUUUCUCCACUGAGUGCUAUGAAGGGUACGUGAUCUACAUUCCUAUACAUUUACAUUAUAAGACAGUUUUUUUUUUUCUGGUUGGGAGAUUUCUUCAUAGAGGAUAAUUUCAAUAUACACUACAGAUACAGUACUCUGAAUUUACACAUUCACACAAAGAUGAAAAUAAGAACUGUUUCAUUGCUUUGAUUUUUUUUUUUUUUCUCAGUGCAAAGAAAAGCCUACAUUUCAAUAUUUCUAAUAGUACAAUUUGUAAGUUAAGUGCUUGUCUCUAAAUGAAUGUGAGAUCAUCUACAAAUAUUUGAAUUAGUAUAUAAGAUACUUAGCCCAUCAUUAUCAUUUCUAGAGUUCUAUUUUUCUGUCAUUUCAGUUCUUCUACCCUCUGAAUAGAAUCACAUUAUUUAUUCUGAUACUGUAUAUUGCCGAUGGUGUACAGUUCUAUUUUUUAAAGAUUAAAAAGUGUGAAGGCAAGAUAUUUAUCAAGAAGAUAAUAUAUUGUUAUAUUGUCAAACCAAGUAAUCUUGUCAUGUGAUUAUUUGUCAAAGGUUGUGGCCUUCUUUAGUGCAAUGCUUGCACAAAGUCCCACGUGUAAAUUUGGUGAGCAGUGGGAUAAAAUGAUCGAACGGGCGUGGACUCCAACCCGAUGUGCUGUCACUGCAAUUUAAUUUCUGCAUUGCGUUUCAGUUUUGAUAGUGAUUUUUACUGAGCACUGUUUAGAAAAAACAAACAUAAAAAACAGUAAUUUCACAAAA